Aspergillus piperis CBS 112811 is the source of this 947-nucleotide messenger RNA. Its product is annotated as TRAPP subunit BET5. The record is from RefSeq and is a predicted model, not a curated record. NCBI's taxonomy places the organism in Eukaryota, Fungi, Ascomycota, Eurotiomycetes, Eurotiales, Aspergillaceae. Gene Ontology annotation, cellular component: TRAPP complex. The transcript has 5 exons. Bases 168 to 587 code for a protein of 139 amino acids. Gene Ontology annotation, biological process: endoplasmic reticulum to Golgi vesicle-mediated transport.
CACGUUUCAAGCCACCUCUGCGACGCUCCAAAUAUAGACUGUUCGUUUCUAAUCCGUUAUCUUCGCUACUAUCCCCUGUCGGCAUCAUGGUUGUUUACUCCUUCUAUAUCUUCGAUCGUCAUGCUGAAUGCAUCUAUAAUCGGCGCUGGCUCCCACGCCCAACCUCCAUGACUGGCAGCAAGUCCUCACGACCGACUUCCGAAACAUCUACUCCGGGUCUCCCCGCUACAUUAGGCCAAACUGCGCGCGCCACCGACGACGAUGCCAAGCUCAUCUUCGGUACUGUUUUCUCCCUGCGCAACAUGGUUCGCAAGCUAGGAGGCGAGGACGACAAUUUCGUUACCUACCGCACGAGCCAAUACAAGCUCCACUACUACGAAACUCCGACCAACAUCAAGUUCGUCAUGCUGACGGACCUCAAGAGUCCAAAUAUGCGUGUUGCGUUGCAGCAAAUCUACAUCAAUCUCUACGUCGAAUACGUGGUCAAGAACCCGUUAUCUCCCGCCGAACAUCCAGGUGGUAUUGGUGUGAACAAUGAGCUCUUUGAAGAGUCUUUGGAGCAGUUCGUGACUCGGGUUCUGUCAUGAAACCGACUUGAAAAUCCAUUAACACCCUAAUCGCUCAUGGAUCUGAGUCGAAGCGAGCCCCAAGCUUAAUUGUUGAGCUUCCGCAAACAAGCAUCCAUGCGAUAGCGGGAUCAGCCCCUCCUGCAUCCCUAUGACCUCAGAGAGCCGUCGUGCAGCAACGGUCCGGUGCGGCGGAGGCCUUCGCCGGAGUCCCUUACUGUCGACUGUCGACACCUGCCACAGGUCCGUUACUCGAGCCACACAAGUGUCAUAGCUACAUAAGCACAUUGCUCGCAGACCUGAUUUCAACCCGACACCGGUCCGCGUCCGACACGAACAGCGACCAAGCCAGGACCAGGCACAAACUCUUGAUCAGGUUAG